This is a messenger RNA of Nilaparvata lugens (brown planthopper), 2694 nucleotides long. RefSeq lists its product as uncharacterized. Gene Ontology annotation, molecular function: protein binding. Lineage: Eukaryota; Metazoa; Arthropoda; Insecta; Hemiptera; Delphacidae. The coding region runs from base 252 to 1544 and encodes 430 amino acids. The transcript has 7 exons. The record is from RefSeq and is a predicted model, not a curated record.
GAUGUCAAUGUCAUUAUAAAAAUUAUUGUCAAUAAAAAAUCUGUAUUGGAAAAAUUUAACCUGCUUUGUGUAUUUAUUGCUAUGGAUAACUUUAAUGUUUUUAGUUUAUUAGUGGUUUAAUAAUUCAUGGAACUAUAUUAUUCAUCAAAAAUGAUAUUUGUACAUUCCAGAAGAAUGGAAACAACGUGAAUUUGGUUUAGAUAGGAAUCCUGGGGGUAUUUUCAGCUUUUACAACAAAUUAAAACUACAAAAUGGCAAAACGACAAAGUUCUACCCUGAAAGAAGAAUGUUCAGCCAAUAAAAAAUUGAAAAUCUGCUCCGAAGAGUCGGAAAAAAGUGUAGAAUCGCCAAAACCAGCUGAGGAAUCUUCCAACUAUCGGAGUCUACUUGAUCUGUCCGAUGACAUAUUACUGAUUAUUCUCAGUAAACUUCACCCGAUAGAUAUUGAAGCUCUAAGCAAAACGAGCAGUCGUCUGAACGUAGUAUGCCGCGAUCGCACUUUAUGGACAGACGUCGACUUGAGGCCGUAUCCGUUGGUGGCGAGCGCUCUAGAAAAGUUUACCGAAUUCUUUCUGCCCGUAACGAAAAGCAUCGCCUGCCGCGGCCCUGCGGAGCAUGUUCUUCCAGAGGCAGAUCACCCCCUCCCAGACCCUCCGCCCGCUGCUCCACUCGUCUACUCCAUGACACGCGAACUGAUGGAGGCCAUCGGUUUACAGGCCUGCCACCUUAGCAAACUCAUACUUGAGAAUCAGUGCAUCAACACGUCCGAAUUACUCCUAGAGUACUUUCCGAACACACUGGAACACCUAGAACUGAAGGAUAGUAUUUUGGAGAAUAUGCCUUCACAACAGUCCUACUUCUACAAUGUGAAGACCAAUCUUCCUUAUCUAAAAGUAUUGGACUUGACUGGCAGCAAAUGGUUCAUGCCGCACUCACUGAUAGCACUGAGCAAGAGUGCCUCUCUCAAAGAGCUCAUAUUGGCCAAAUGCAUGAACCUCUACGACUGUGUACCUUACGCCAGUUUGGCAUCCUGCUACGGAUUCAGAUCACUAGAAGUGUUGGACCUUCGCGGUACGCAGGUAGAAGACAGCGACGUGACGUGCUUCAACCGCGUGUCGACGCUGUCCAAGCUGUACCUGGAGGCGCCGGCGGCGGUAAUGGAGGGGCGGCGCCUCAUCACCGACCUGUGCGUGACCUCUUUCGGGGGCGUGCGCGCGCAUCACAACCACCCCCACCGCCACUUUCCCCCGGGCGGCGAGCCACUCAAUCACAUGGAGCUGCAUCGGAUCGGGGUGCUGCUGCUAGAGGCCUAUCCCUGGCGGGUGCAGAAGCCGUCGCAACUCACUUGUCUGGUGGUGCGCAACUACUCGGCCAUCACGGACAUCAGCCUGAAGCACGCGAGCACCUGCCUGCCGAACCUGACCUGGCUCGACGUGCGAGGCACCAGCUGCACCGAGUUGGGGGUGCGGCUCUUCUGCCAACAGCGCCCUGACGUCACACUCAUCAGCGACCAUUCAUCCCCACUGCCAAUCAGCAACAGGUGAAACUAGGCUACACUACAGUAACUGGACUAGACAUGUGGUCAUGGCAUUCAGUGUCGCUAAUACUGUAGAUGAAGCAUAGCGUAAGAACUUAUCCCACGGUAUUGAGCGUUUGUGUUUCAAAUCUCUCUGUUAUUUCAAGCUAAUUAUUUCUUGGUUGAUUGGAUGAAAACUAGAGUCUAGUGACUAGCAACUAGACAUUGGUUCUAGCUAUACAUAUAAGAUUAUACUUUAUAUUAUAUUAUAUUAUUAGAUUAUAUUAUAUUAGAUUAUUAUUAUAGCUGACUCAAUUCCCAGCCUUUGUUUGAAACUUACUUAAAAUUAGCAAUUGCAGGCUUUUAUUCAAUUGACCUAAUUAUCUAGUUUGAUUAUUCCUGUCUUGGACGAUUGAGAAUGUGUGAACGGCACAAUAAAGCCGAUUGUUUAAGCCGAUGGUCCACGUAGUUCUUUUUCGUGAAGCUGGUAGUCUCUCAUAAGCCAGUUACAAACACAUCCAUCUUUAAACAUAAGAUUUUUUCCGUUCUUAUAAAUUCUAUUAUAACUUGGCAAACAUAUGAACAUAUGUAUCGGAACGCAUCAUGUAUUUGCCAAAUUCAAUUAAAUCUAAUAGAAUUCAUAGGAAUGGGGAAAAAAUCGUACGUACAAAAAUUGAUGUGUUUGUAACUGGCUUAUGAGUCACUAACAGCAUCACAUACCUUCACGAAUAACAACUACGUGGACUAUCGGUUUGAACAAACAAUGAAAUUUGGGAGAUAAUACCGUGGAAUAUCUUCUGAUACUAUCUUUUCUCUAUGUAAAUAAAUAUAGCCAAAACAGAUUCAUAUUGAUAUUUCAAAAUAAUGAUAUCAAACCUCCAAAACUAUAGCGAGAUUCACGUUAUAAUGUCAAUGGAAAUGAUAGGAAUGAAAUGUUGACACUCUUCCGUAGUUCCGCUACCACCGCCAUCUAUAGUAGAUUUAUUUAUUUAUUUAUUAUAUUUAUUUAUCUAUUUAUAUUAAUUUUUAUAUUCAUUUAUCUAUUCAUAUUUAUAUUCAUAUUUAUAAAUAAAAAUAAACAAUGCAUUAAUGUUAUUCUACAAAAUAAAACGCUGUAUUUUAUUUAUGUAAUGACUGUAAAUAACUGUUGAUUCAUGUUAAUAAAUUAUCAAAUAUUA